Messenger RNA from Bombina bombina (fire-bellied toad), 4070 nucleotides. Its product is annotated as synaptotagmin-1. Gene Ontology annotation, molecular function: clathrin binding; calcium-dependent phospholipid binding; syntaxin binding. Gene Ontology annotation, cellular component: axon; dense core granule; synaptic vesicle membrane. Lineage: Eukaryota; Metazoa; Chordata; Amphibia; Anura; Bombinatoridae. The transcript has 10 exons. Gene Ontology annotation, biological process: regulation of dopamine secretion; cellular response to calcium ion; synaptic vesicle endocytosis. The record is from RefSeq and is a predicted model, not a curated record. Bases 386 to 1564 code for a protein of 392 amino acids.
AUUGUGGAUUGCCUAAUAAAGAAGCGUUUUUAUGGAAACACAUGAUAUCCAGAACAUCUUUCUUUUGAACUCUGUGUAUCUCUACAGCGCUUGGGACGAGAGCGCUGUGUUCUAGUUGGCGAGUCCAUAUUUCGGCAUGUGACGUCAUCCCACGCUCCAUAGUGCUGUGAAUACAGGAAGAGGAGAACAAAACAACUCAGCAGGGGACAUGUGAUUGGGAGAAGGGAUUUGCAGGUUAGAUUUCCCGGAGAAGGUUUUACGGAGAAGGAAUUAAAGGGGAAUGUACCUAUAGGAUAAUGGGGCGUUGGACACAAUGACAGGCUGAUACUCUCCCUUUAUCCCUUGAGUGCCUGCAGGGGAGACCUUCCUCGCUACAAGCAAAAACAUGGUUAAUAAUUCAACAAACACUGUUGCUACUACAGUGCACACAUUUAUCACAUCGGCCCCGGAAUCCUGGAUUGACAGUAUCCUGAACCGCAUCCCAUUGCCACGAUGGGCCAUAUAUGCCUUGGCAGGGGUGGCAGCAUUCCUGAUCUUGCUUAUAUUUAUCUGCUGCCUCUGCUGUUGCUGCCGACGCAAUAGUAAACAAAAAAAAAAGGAAAAAAUCAGCCUCCGUGAUGCGCCCGCUACAGUCACUACCAGCCUGGUCCAGCCGGAUUUAGAAGGUCUUGUGAAAGCAGAGCGGAACGAGUAUCGCGGCCGUCUGCAGUACUCGCUAGAGUAUAACUUCCAGAAGGAGGAGAUCACCGUGUUGGUGAAGCAAGCAGCCAGUCUGAAAGCUAUGGACAGUGGGGGCACGUCAGACCCGUACGUCAUUGUGUAUCUCACCAAUGACACUCGCAAGAAGCACGAAACCAAAGUAUAUCGCAAGACGCUCAACCCGGUUUUCAACGAGAGCUUCAACUUCCAGAUACCACAGUCAGAUAUAGCAGAAACGGCGGUUGUGCUUCAGGUUUUUGAUUUUAACCGAUUCUCUAAACACGAUGUGAUUGGCGAGGUGCGAUUGCCGCUGGGGGAAGUAGAGCUACAGCAUGUGAUUGAGGAGUGGAAGGAGCUCAAACCUGCUUCAAAGAUAGAGCAAGAGCGCCUGGGGGAGAUCUGCUUCUCUCUAAGAUACGUCCCCAGCACUAGCAAACUUACCGUUGUUAUCCUUGAGGCCAAAAAGCUGAAGAAGAUGGAUUCCGAUGGAUUCUCAGACCCGUACGUGAAAGUACAUUUGGCCCUAAAUAAAAAGAAGUGGAAACGGAAAAAGACAACAGUGAAGAAGAACACGCUGAGUCCUUAUUUUAAUGAGGCGUUUACCUUUGACGUGUCUCUGCAGCAGAUGCAGAAUAUUGACCUGAUCAUCUCAGUGUGGGAUCAUGAUAAAGUCAAUAAGAAUAAGCAGAUCGGAAAGCUGUUCUUGGGGUGUCGAGCCUCAGGAAAUGCUCUGCGGCACUGGUCAGACAUGCUUGCGCACCCCAGGCGACCUAUGGCUCAAUGGCACAAUCUCCAGCCGGCAGAAGAAGUAGACAAGACCUUGGGACUGAAAACCAAACUUAAAAUACCCCUUCCCAAUAGUUAGUGGCCUGGACUACUCAUAGACUGAUUUCUAGCAGAACAUUAGUAAGAGGUCCUUCCCAAUAGUUAGUGGCCUGGACUACUCAUAGGGGCCCAUUUAUCAAAUGUCUGUCGGACCUGAUCCGACAGUGCGGUUCAGGUCCGACAGACAUUGCUGAAUGUGGAGAGUAAUACGCUCUCCGUAUUCAGCAUUGCACCAGUGGCUUACAAGAGCUGCUGGUGCAACGCCGCCCCUGCAGACUCGUGCCCAAUCGGCCGCCAGCAGGGAGGUGUCAAUCAACCCGAUCGUACUCGAUCGGGUUGUAUUGUGGCGAUUCCUGUCCGCCUGCUCAGAGCAGGCGGACAGGGUUAUGGAGCAGCGGUCUUUAGACAGCUGCUUCAUAACUGGUGUUUCUGGUGAGUCUGAAGACUCGCCAGAAACACAGCCCUUCAAGCUCCAUAGGGAGCUUGAUAAAUGGGCCUCAUAGACUGAUUUCUUGCAGAACAUUAGUCAGAGGUCUUUACCAAUAGUUAGUGGCCUGGGCUACUCAUAGACUGAUUUCUUGCAGAACAUUAGUAAGAGGUCCUUCCCAAUAGUUAGUGGCCUGGACUACUCAUAGACUCUUUAGUAAGAGGUCCUUCCCAAUUUUCCUCAGGAAGCAGCAUGCAACCCUAAUGAGAUGCCUUCUAUAUUACCUCAUAACCCUUCUACAGGAUAUGAUGCUUGUCAUAACAUAGAGGACCCCAAACUCUCAUAAUAAGGACAUUUCCUGAAUAUUAUUUAGAGAUUUGUUAUGCACCGAGGUUCAUAGAAAGUCUAAUUCAGCAAUAAAGGGACGCUAACAAUUUCUCUCAUUUGAAAAAAGCACUAUUUUAUCAAGUUAAAAAUAUUUUUUGCAUGACAAAAUGUUACGUGAAAGCUGAGAAGCACGUGUCUGUGUAUAGCUUGUCCUUAAAGAGACAUUGUACUGUCAUUUUUUAUUUUGUCAUUUGAAAAAGCUGAUUUUUGCCUGUUGAUACCACUACCUUUACUGAAAAUAUGUAUACUGCAGUAUUGAAAAGUUAUGCAAAAAAGAAUAAUUAGCAAAAAUCAGCCUCCCUGUAGGAGGUUGUACCUAGAGCUUGGAAUAAAAUUAACACUUAGCAUCUAUUUGAGCACGUUGUCCAUUUUUUCUAAUGCCUUGUUUUUAUAUUAUUGUUAAGAUUGGGAGGUCUGCUCUUCCUGCAGGAUCAGCCCAUUUGAAGAAACAGGUUCUUAAAAAUGGGCAAAAGUGCAAAGUGCAAAAACAGCUAUUUCACAUGCAUUAAUAAACCUAAAGGGACAGUCUGCUUGAUUUUUUUUUAUUGUUUAAAACUAUAGCUAACGCCUUUACUACCCAUUCCCCAGCUUUGCACAACCAACAUUGUUAUAUUAAUAUACUUUAUAACAUUUAAACCUCUAAAUGUCUGCCUGUAUCUAAGCCCCUGUAGGCUAUCUCCUAUCUAAUGCAUUUUUAUCAGCUUUUCACAGCCAGACAGGGCUAGUUCAUGUGUUCCAUUUAGAUAACAUUGUGCUCACUCCCGUGGCAUUAUGCAGGAACCAGCACUAAUUGACUAAAAUGCAAGUUAGUAAAUAGCCAUGUGAUAAGGGGGCUGCCUGAAGAGGCUUAGAUACAAGGUAAUCACAGAGGUAAAAAUUGUAUUACUAUAACCAUGUUGGUUAUGCAAAACUGGGGAAUGGGUAAUUAAGGGAUUAUCUAUCUUUUUAAACAAUAACAUUUUUCGGGGAGACUGUCCCUUUAAGGGGUAAUUUUUCAUACAUUUAAUUCUUUGCAGUUGGUAUAAUAAGUCAUUGAAAGCACAUGAAGGGGAAAAUAAUUGUACAGUACACUGUCCCUUUAAGGAUUGUUUUCUCGUUACCUGAUCAGCAAAACUGCUGUUGCUACUGGUGAACAAUGACGCACAGGAAAUCAACUAUAAAAAUCUUUAUUUAAAGGAAUAUUAAACAGUACGACAUUGUAAUAUAAAAUGUAUAAUUAUCAAUACUUUAAAAACUUUACAAUAUACUUUAUUUAUUUUGUCUUCUUUUCCUGUAAAUUAACUCUGAGCACUGUUAGUUUUCAAAAUUCUACUGAGUUUCUAUAAAGCAAUAGGCGCCGCCAUGUUUUAACUUAAGUUUCCCCUUAUCUAUCCUUCCCGCUGAGGACAAUGAACUAAAUAUAUAAAACAGACAAUAAAAGAGACUUCCAAACUAAACUGUGUGGGACACAGGACAAUCUAAAAAGUCUUGUUUCCACAAACAGUGAUAAACAGGAAACUAGUUCAAACAUGGCGGCGCACGUUACUUUAUAAAACUAAAGUAUUUUAUAGAAACUAAACCUUUACACGUAUAUUUUCAGUAUUUUAACAACUAAUAUAACUGUAAUAAAAUACAUCUGUAUAUUAUUCUAAGGCUGAUCUUUGCUUUGAAUACCUCAUUAUGUCUAGCGUGUAUUUACUGUUUAACGUCCCUUUAAUGAGAGAGUAUACAAUAAAAACUAUUUAUUAAGAAA